This is a messenger RNA of Notothenia coriiceps (black rockcod), 2522 nucleotides long. RefSeq names its product oxysterol-binding protein-related protein 1. Bases 577 to 1911 code for a protein of 444 amino acids. NCBI's taxonomy places the organism in Eukaryota, Metazoa, Chordata, Actinopteri, Perciformes, Nototheniidae. Gene Ontology annotation, cellular component: plasma membrane; perinuclear endoplasmic reticulum; cytosol. The record is from RefSeq and is a predicted model, not a curated record. Gene Ontology annotation, molecular function: cholesterol binding. The transcript is spliced from 15 exons.
CUGCAUUCAGCUUGCAGAUCAGUGUUGAUACACACAUACAGUCACACACCCUUGGACUUGGUUCCACACACUCCCGCUCUAGGGAAAGGCUGUGCAUUGAGCGGGGGAACUGAAGCGCGUGCAUAUUCACAGGCUCAGCUGGAGAUACAUGCUUUCACCCUCACUCAGUGAAAAUACACGCUUGCAGGAACACUUUCACAUUCCAAAGCAUCCAAGCUGAGGAGCAAGAGGAGACAGUGACGGCACUCUCAUCCAGUAUCUGCACAGGUACAAACCAAAAAGGUGUGGAGCCUGCAGUUGGAGCAAGAGGAGGAGAAGAACAAAGCUCUGACAGAGGCUCUGGAGACCUUAUCAACCGACCACUACGAACUCAAGCAGUCCCUGAGUAAGAGCAGGAGGUCGUCCACCCUCAGUACCCUCACUGAAGAUGACUUCUAUGACGCUGUGUCAGGGUCGGAGCUCUCGGUGAGCGGCUUCCUGUCUGUGGCCAGUCCUUCCUGUGAAGAGGACGAGGGCAGAGACGCCCCUCUUCGCAGCAGUCUCCGCCGUCCCAGCGCACUCAGGGGGCCUACCGGAAUGUCAGGGGAGGGUAACCAUGGCAACCAACCCGCCCAGCAGAACGGAGUGGAGAAUCAAAGAACAUCACUGCCGGCUCCCAUGUUCUCCAGGAAUGACGUCAGCCUCUGGAGUAUCCUGAAAAAAUGCAUUGGCAUGGAGUUGUCAAAGAUUGCCAUGCCUGUGAUAUUCAAUGAGCCUCUGAGUUUCCUCCAGCGGUUAUCAGAGUACAUGGAGCACACCUACCUCAUCCACCAGGCCAACACAGCUACAGACUCCGUUGAGAGGAUGAAGUGUGUUGCAGCGUUUGCUGUGUCGGCAGUAGCGUCGCAGUGGGACAGGACUGGGAAACCCUUCAACCCCCUGCUGGGGGAGACCUAUGAGCUCAUCAGAGACGAUCUGGGCUUCAGGUGGGUGUCGGAGCAGGUAAGCCACCACCCUCCAGUCAGUGCCUUUCAUGCUGAGGGCCUCAAAGAGGAUUUUGUCUUCCACGGCUCAAUCUACCCCAAACUCAAGUUUUGGGGUAAAAGUAUAGAAGCUGAGCCCAAAGGACUCAUCACACUGGAGCUGCCCAAAUAUAAUGAAAGCUACACCUGGACAAACCCCACCUGCUGUGUCCAUAACAUCAUUGUCGGUCAGCUUUGGAUUGAGCAGUAUGGCAGUGUGGAAGUGAUAAAUCACAAGACCGGAGAGAGAUGCAGCAUGACGUUCAAACCAUGUGGCCUCUUUGGGAAAGAGCUACAUAAAGUGGAGGGAUUCAUCUUGGAUAAAAGCAAAAAGAAGCUCUGUGCAAUAUAUGGCAAAUGGACUGAUUGCCUUUACACAGUAGACCCCGCUGCCUUUGAUGCCCACAAAAAGAGUGACAAAAAGAAUCUGGAUGAAAAGAAGGGGAAUAAACAGAGCAGUGUGGACGAGGAGCCGGAGGAAGUUCCUCCACCUGACGCUGAGAGGGUGACGGUGAUCCCCGGCAGCGAGCUCAUCUGGAAGAUAACGCCACGGCCAGACAACUCCGCCAAGUUCUAUGCAUUCUCUUCCUUUGCAUUGCACCUAAAUGAGUUGGAGAAGAGCAUGGAGGGAGUGAUUCCCCAAACAGACAGUCGCUUCAGACCUGAUAUAUGCGCCAUGGAGAAUGGAGAUAUAGAUUUGGCAAGUGCAGAGAAGAAGAGACUUGAGGAAAAACAGAGAAUGGCCCGGAAAAAUCACACCAAAUCAACAGAUGAAUGGAAAAACAGGAGCGCUGCACUUGGUCCAAGGUGGUUUCAACAAGGACCCAACCCUCACACCAAAGCUCAGGACUGGCUCUACUCGAAAGGCUACUGGGGGAGAAACUACACUAAUCUAACUGAAAUCUACUAAUAUGUAGAAAAUACACACAAAUUGCAUACAAACGGAUGUCUUCUUUUACCACCUUUGAACUUUAACUGCUUUACUGGGGUUCAUGCAAGGGCUCCAUAGGAGAUGCAACUAUAGAGUGGUGCAGGAAGGAAUCCUUAAAUCUGUAAAUAAGUUAGCAUUUAACACUUCCGGAUCCUUUGUGAUAAAGUCAAUAUGUAUUUUUUUUAAUAUGCUUUUGGUGACUUGCUUUUGAUAUAAAUGACUGAGGUUGGUGAUUAACACUAGUUUAAGAUAUUGUACUGUUCUGUUGCUCUACAUAAAUACUACGCUUUAAGCUUUUACCUGUCUUUAAAUAGGUGGUUGCUAACAAGUGGCUAAAUUAAACUACCAAACAGCAUCACGCCAAACACUAGUCUGCCUUUAGCGUAGUGGUGGUGACCUCAGCUAUGCAACUGUGUAGAUUGUUUAUAGCCUUACGUUAGCUAUGGUCUCCUGGCGGUUGAAUGUAUGCCUCAAUAAUAGAUGUGGCUUUAAGUUGUUAAGAUUGUCUUUCUGAACAAUACGUGUACCGUAAUUUUCGGACUAUAAGGCGCACCUGAAUAUAAGGCGCAGCAGCGGCAUACCACUCUCGG